CAAGUGGGCAAAUUGUCGAAUAGGCUCAGGAAUAAUAAUUUUUGUUGCGUGUGUUGAUUUGUUUUGGUGCGUGCUUUUUUGCGCUUUUCACCGCUAAAAGGAUGGAAAAACUGAAGGAGAAAGGAUGGAAUCUCACAGAAGUUGGCUUCAGCAAGUUGACAGACAAUGGGAAGCAGAACGACGUGAAUUUUCUCAUAAAGCUGGCAUUAAAUACGGAUCUCCGGGAUGUUGGCCACAAUAUUCUUCCGGCUGAGCUGAAGGGCUCGAAGUACGACUUGCCGGCGGGUGGAGUCGUUGUGCAGGUGACCAAAGUGAGAAAUGUGGCGGCGCCGAGGGCGAAUGAGGAGAGCAAAACGGCGCCGAGACUCCUGCGGAUUCACUUCUCCGACGGUCAGGGAAUUGUGCCGGGCAUUGAGUACGAGUCACUGCCUCAGUUGAGUCUCAACACGGUGCCGGGCACGAAGGUACUGCUGAAGAAUGGCCCGAUCGCGGUGGCGAUGGGGAAUCUGCUGCUGAAGCCGGCGAAUGUGGAGCUUCUGGGCGGACAUGUGGAAGCUCUGGCUGAGAAGUGGGAAAUCUCGCGGACGAUGGCGAAGUUCGCCAAGGGCGGCGCCAGGGGAAACUCCGCGGCGCCGCCGUGGAUUCCAUUUGGCCAGAAGAUCGACACAAAGGCCGUGGAUUGCAACAUCAAGUCGCUGACGAAUGAUCCGGAGAAGGAGACGGCGAAGGAGAAUGUGGAGUUCAAUGCGCAGCGCAGUGAGGCGAUUGCGGAGGCUUCCAAGGCGGCGGCGGGGAAGAAGGUGUUCGGCGGCGGACAGAAGAUGAUGGAUCACAAUGUGCAGAAGAUCGUGGACAAGGGAUUCAGCGAGGAGGACGCGCACUAUGCGCUGAAGAUCAACCGGAAUGACUUGGGCCGCGCGAUAAGACACUUGAAGAGGCAGACUGGGGACGAGGAGAGACGCGAGGAGCGUCCGAGGCGCGGCGGUCGCGGUGGAUUCGGCAGAAAUGGCUUUGAAGGCGGCGGCGAGGAAGGCUCGGCGAAGCCUUCGGGGAAGAUUUCGCUGUUUGACUUCCUGGAGACGAAGCUGCCGGGUGAGCUGGCGGCGGAGAGUCUUCAGCCGCAGUACGUGCCGCCGCCCAGCUAUCGUCCGGACAUGCGCCGGCAGUAUCCGAUGGAGAGAGGCGGACGGAGGCAGGCCGGCGACUUCCGGAGGCCGCCUCGUGAGGGGCCGUCGUCGAACUAUGGCGAGAGGCGGCGCAAUGCGCCCCGCGGAGGCUCUCUGGCGGGACAGAUGGAGAGCCUGAGGAUUGACGAGAGAGGCAAGCAGGAUUUCAACAAGGCCUUCCCACAGAUUCCCAACGGAUUCGAUCCCAAUCGCAUCAUGGGUUUCCAGAACAAGGAGACGAAUGAGUUCGCGCGGAAUGUACUUAAGCAACAGCACCAGAGGCCUCAUCCGCCGCCCCAGCGCGAGGCGCCGACUGGAUUGUGGCAGUGGAGAGUCGGUGACAAAUGCCUGGCCAAGUACUGGGAAGAUGGGAAGUACUACAAUGCGGAAGUGACUGGAGUCACGGAGAAGACGUGCGUGGUGGCGUUUCUGGAUUAUGGGAAUUACGAGGAGGUGCUCAAGGAUGACUGCUUGCCGGUGACGAUGGAGGGCGAUGAGAGAGGCUUCGGCAGGCAGCAGUUCGGCGGCGGAAGGCCGCACAGACACGAGAGGCAACUCUAUGCGCCGCCGAGGAAGUGACUCUCGGCCGGAAAUAAACGAAAUUGUCUGAUUUGCAUCAUUUGAGAGAA
Molecule: messenger RNA, 1795 nt
Organism: Phlebotomus argentipes
Lineage: Eukaryota; Metazoa; Arthropoda; Insecta; Diptera; Psychodidae
Gene: Tdrd3
Product: tudor domain-containing protein 3
Exons: 4
Coding region: 102-1745 (547 amino acids)
Biological process (GO): mRNA processing
Cellular component (GO): cytoplasm; nucleus
Molecular function (GO): RNA binding; protein binding
Source: RefSeq, a predicted model, not a curated record